Molecule: messenger RNA, 816 nt
Organism: Rattus norvegicus (Norway rat)
Lineage: Eukaryota; Metazoa; Chordata; Mammalia; Rodentia; Muridae
Source: RefSeq, a predicted model, not a curated record
GGGGAAGAGUGUUGUCUGGGGAAGGAGAUGAGAAGUAGGUGCUUCUUUGGCCUACUGCGCUGCGGGAGCCGAGGCUUACCGUGCAGACAUGGCCAAGUCCAAGAACCACACCACACACAACCAGUCCCGCAAAUGGCACAGAAAUGGCAUCAAGAAACUCCGGUCACACAGGGCUGGGGAUUUAGCUCAGUGGUAGAGCGCUUACCUAGGAAGCGCAAGGCCCUGGGUUCGGUCCCCAGCUCCGGAAAAAAAAAAAAAAAGAAACUCCGGUCACAAAGAUACACAAAGAUACACAAAGAAUCUCUUAAGGGGGUCCCCAAGUUCCUGAGGAACAUGCGCUUUGCCAAGAAGCACAAGAAGAAAGGCCUGAAGAUGCAGGCCAACAAUGCCAAGACAGUGAGUGCACGAGCAGAGGUCAUCAAGGCCCUUGUGAAGCCUCAGGCUGUCAAGCCCAAGAUGCCAAAGGGCUCCAGCCGAAAACUCAGCCGUCUGACUUUCAUUGCUCACCCCAAACUUGGGAAGAAGAUUCGAAGCUACAUGGCCAAGGGUCGUAGGCUCUGCCAACCAAAGCCCAAGGUUCAAACCAAGGCAGAGGCCAAAGCUCCAGCUAAGGCCCAGGCUUCAGCUCCAGCCCAGGCUCCCAAGGGUGCCCAGGCCACUGUGAAGGCCCAAUAGAAAAGGCUCCUGUCAGUGUGAAGACAGAUGGACUGCUGUGACACACCUACCUACACACUAUUUGCAGAUGACCAGUGUCCUAUGCUGUUUUUACAAAUAAACUUGAGACAAGAAAAAAAAAAAAAACUACAUCAAUAAUAA